AUGGCAGAGUCUGCAGCUGUAUCACGGCCCGUCGACGAGUAUGGUUUUUUCAUCAAGGAAGGGAACGCCGCGAACCCUAGUAUCCACCGCCGCAAGUCCUCUUUUAACCGAGGCAAGAUGAACGUUCCUGCGAAAGAGUCGGCGUGGUUGGCCAUGCUCGCCAAAUGGGAGAAGGGCCAUAAGAAAAAGGAAAAGAAAAUAAAGAAGUUGGCCAGGCAAGGAGUACCAGAGUCCAUACGCGCACAAGUGUGGUCUGCGACUGCUGGCGUUGACAGAUUUAGGAAGCCGGGAGUGUGGGAGGCUUGUCUUGAGAAGACCGAUGAGACAAUCUUCGAGGUCAUUGAGCGGGAUAUUGGGCGCUGCUUCCCAGAGCACCAAAUGUUUGCCGACCCACAAGGCGCUGGACAGGAGAAUCUGCGUCGGGUGCUUCGCGCCUUUGCGGUUUACAAGCCUGAGGUCGGGUAUUGCCAGGGGAUGGGAAUGAUAGCGGGAAUGAUGUUGAUGCACAUGCCGGCGGAGGAUGCGUUUUGGUUACUCGUGACGACGCUCGAGACUACGUUCAAGGACACGUACACACCAGAGCUACUGCAGCUCCGCAGAGACGCCGCAGUGUUCGAAGCUUUGUUGGACAAAAAACUGCGGCCCGUAGCUAGGCACAUGGCAAAGCAAGAUGUGACUCCUUUGAUGUAUAUAACACAGUGGUUCAUGACGGCCUUCACGACAACAGCCCCGUGGGAAACCACGUUGAGGAUAUGGGAUAUGAUGUUUUGCGAGGGGAUAAAACCACUGUUCCGAGCGGGCCUGGCGAUAAUCAAGAUAAACAAAGAACAACUGCUGAAGGAAUGUCCCACAAACGCAGAAACCAUUGACCUUCUGUUACACGUCCCACGCGCGAACCUACAAGCCGACGACCUAGUCGCGGAAUCCCUCAACAUAAAAAUCAAGACAAAAGACAUCAAUAAGCUCCGAGCAAGAGUUGCGGCCCUCGACACCCCUGACAAGGGUGCUCCAACACUCCUCAAAAAGCGCCGGUAG
Messenger RNA from Fimicolochytrium jonesii, 1035 nucleotides. RefSeq names its product rab-GTPase-TBC domain-containing protein. The record is from RefSeq and is a predicted model, not a curated record. Lineage: Eukaryota; Fungi; Chytridiomycota; Chytridiomycetes; Spizellomycetales; Powellomycetaceae. The transcript has 10 exons. The coding region runs from base 1 to 1035 and encodes 344 amino acids.